Folsomia candida is the source of this 1307-nucleotide messenger RNA. RefSeq lists its product as uncharacterized. Lineage: Eukaryota; Metazoa; Arthropoda; Collembola; Entomobryomorpha; Isotomidae. The transcript is spliced from 4 exons. Gene Ontology annotation, molecular function: acyltransferase activity, transferring groups other than amino-acyl groups. Bases 136 to 1113 code for a protein of 325 amino acids. The record is from RefSeq and is a predicted model, not a curated record.
UUAACCUCCAUCAUUGCAUACGCAAACAGCUGAAUAGUUAUUCAUUCCUCAUUUUCAUUUCAGUACGGAACAAAUUUUAUAAAUUUUCAUUUUUGCUAAAAAUGGCACAAAAAUAAAUUUUCAUUUUUGCUAAAAAUGGCACAAAAAUAUUCUUUUGUUGAGCUCCAGUUGGGAAAUAAUGUCGAAAAUUUAGUGUCAGUUUUGGAGACUUUAAUGCCAUCAACGGUCCAAAUGCUCAAUCUCCUGAAAGUGAAGAUGGGAGGAUUAUUUUCUCCAGAACGGGUUCCGUACUUUAAGUUCUUUACUUAUGAACCGGAAGUGGGUUCUUUGCGUGGUAAAAAAGAUGCCCAAAUUUUAUGCUCCGAUCGAGAUUGGAAUACAUUGGAUAAACCGUUGUUUUUGGUGUGCAUAAUUAAUACGAAGUACAUUAUCAAAAAUUCAUCAAACUUUUCCUAUACGUUGAUGUACUCGAGGGAAACGCCAUCCCCUGACGAUUCCGACCUGAUAUCAGCCUUUUCCUCACUUUUCGACUUUGGGGAUAAAGGUGACAUUGUGUUUGGAACAAUGGACGUGCGCUAUGUUCCCUUCAUCGAGAAGGUCACGUCUCUUAAUAACAGAAACAUGGUGGCCUACCCCAACUGGACGAUGUUCCUGGACGAAACGACAGUUUUAGGAUUUGAGAAGGAUAUCGAAAGUAAUAACGAAAGUUCUGAAUUCGCCAUCCGUCCCCUCUCUCCAGACAAACACGCCCCUAUGAUCAAUUCUGUCUGGAAAUUUGGCUCAGAUGGGGCGCUGAUUCACGUCAAUGACCAAAUUCGCCAUUCUCCCUCUGCAGGAAUUUUUCUCUCUGAUGAUACAACCUUAUCUUCACCCAUCUGUUGGACCAUAACAAUGCCGACAGGGACAAUAAAUGCACUUCAUACUAUAGACGCUUAUCGGCGGAAAGGACUCGCCGAGCUGGCAAUGAAACGUGUCGCGGUAGAUUUAGUCCGCCUGCGCAUGCGCCCCUUGGUCGAAAUCGAGCUGGAAUCUACCGCGUCGAAAAAUUUGAUGGAAAAAUUAGGUUUUCAGCUUGCAUUUGAUGCCAUUUGGAUUUAUUGUUCAGUAGGGUAGCUAUAUUUAUGAAUAAAUUUUGUUAAAAAAAUAUGAUGAUUUUGUCAAAGUUUAUUUUUAAGCGGCACUCAAAAUAAAUUGUGUUUUCAGCUAAAUUUUACUAGAAUUUGAAUUCCACAUGCUUAUGCAUGUAUUUAUAAAAAUAUUUAUAAUUUUUUGAAUUUCACAAAUAAAAAUUUAUAAGCCAUGCAAAA